Mus musculus (house mouse) is the source of this 5357-nucleotide messenger RNA. RefSeq names its product MER proto-oncogene tyrosine kinase (gene Mertk). NCBI's taxonomy places the organism in Eukaryota, Metazoa, Chordata, Mammalia, Rodentia, Muridae. Gene Ontology annotation, biological process: platelet activation; gamete generation; apoptotic cell clearance. The record is from RefSeq and is a predicted model, not a curated record. Gene Ontology annotation, cellular component: cytoplasm; photoreceptor outer segment; extracellular region. The coding region runs from base 2517 to 4013 and encodes 498 amino acids. Gene Ontology annotation, molecular function: transmembrane receptor protein tyrosine kinase activity; ATP binding; protein kinase activity. The transcript is spliced from 11 exons.
AAAGAGCUUUCUGAAGAAGUCAGCCAGAAUGGCAGCUGGGCUCAGAUUCCUGUCCAAAUCCACAAUGCCACCUGCACAGUGAGAAUCGCGGCCAUUACUAAAGGGGGCAUCGGGCCCUUCAGUGAGCCAGUGAAUAUCAUCAUUCCUGAACACAGUGAGUGGGGCGGGGCGUGUUGACUGCAGAAUGUGAGCUCAGACUGCCUAAGUGGGACCAGUGCAAGGGUGGCUGAUUGACAAGUGCAGAAUAAGGACCGAAAAGCAUUGUGCAAGAACUCCAACACUCCUGCCAUUACUGAAGAUCAGUCCUUUCCAAAUACUGAAUUGGGCUCUACCUGUUGAAUUUGGUUUAAGGCCCAUGACACCAUAUUUUAGACAGGCAAUACCGCUGGUCUGUAGCUCCCUCUCACUGGCACAGUUGGUUUGCAACAUUUGUUUCUGCUCUGUUUGAAGCUAUUGCUUGCCUUGUUUUUACCCAAUCAACCCUCUGGUAAUGUGCUCUGUGACUCAGUCUGCAUUGGCCAUCAAGUGUUUCCUUCGGGUGCCAUCCUCAUGCUGCCAUGGCUGGCUGAGCUAAAUGCCCAACCAUGCAUAUUACCUCUUGCCUAUUGCCAGAAUGUUCUUUGGCAAGAAGCCACCAUGAUGCCUCACAUAGGCGAAAUGCUGUUCGUGCUUCUGUAAAUCAGGGGAGCCAGCUUUGUUCUGACGCCAACCCAUCCUAGGUUGAGCAGAAUUGAACCUUUAUUGUAAAAUCCAUAGCCAACCAUCUUCUCAGCAUGACUUACUUGUUUACAAGUUCUUGCCUAACUCCGCCUUUGCACCCAAUAGCAGAUGAGACUGGAUAGCAGAUGACUCAUUUAUGUCUGUUUCUUUCCCCAUGAUCCUCAAGCAGGCUCUCCUGUUUAGUAGAUUACCUUAGCAGCCAGGAGACUCAGUACCUGGGAAAUGUAGUUUCUGAUGCUCCGGAGACUAAGGGCGUUUAUCUGGAAGAAACUCAAAGGCCCAGCUUUACAAACCAAAGUUUAGGACAGACGAUAAGAACACCUGCUGCUCUUGCAGAGGACCAGAGCUUUAGUUUCCAGUGCUCACAUCAAGAAGCUUACAGCCACUGUAACUACAGCUCCAGAGGACCUGAUGCCCUUUUUUCAUCUCCAUGGUUACCCACAUAUGUGUGCAUUCAUGCAUUGUCAAGCACACUGGCAAACAUGCAUAUCAAUAAUGGUCCAUCCUUCUUAGAAAUCAGAAUUUGCGACCACAGAAAUUCCAUUUUCAUGUUGUACUGGCUAGUUUUGUGUCAACUUGACACAGCUGGAGUUAUCACAGAGAAAGGAACUUCAUUUGAGGAAAUGCCUCCAUGAGAUCCAACUGAAAGGCAUUUACUCAGUUAGUGAUCAAGGGGGAAAGGCCCCUUGUGGGUGGGACCAUCUCUGGGCUGGUAGUCUUGGUUCUAUAAGAGAGCAGGCUUAGCAAGCCAGAGGAGGCAAGCCAGUAAAGAACAUCCCUCCAUGGCCUCUGCAUCGGCUCCUGCUUUCUGACCUGCUUGAGUUCCAGUCCUGACUUCCUUGGUGAUGAACAGCAGUAUGGAAGUGUAAGCCGAAUAAACCCUUUCCUCCCCAACUUGCUUCUUGGUCAUGAUGUUUGUGCAGGAAUAGAAACCCUGACUAAGACAAAUUGGUACCAGUGGAGUGGGGUAUUCCUGUGACAAACUGACCAUGUUUUGGGGAGGACUGUGGAAGGACUUUGGAACUUUGGGCUUGAAGAUCCAUCCGUUGUUAAGAGCUCUGUCAGAUGUUGUGUAGGAGCUUGGAAGAUAAUGUUGAGAACACUGCAGAAGAUGGAGCUCUGGUGUGUGAAAUUUCAGAGGGAAAAUUAAAGACUCUUUUCAGGGCCAUUCCUGUUUUGAUUGUGAAGAUUCUGUAGUUCUGGUUAGCUGGGGCUGAAGAAUCAGCUGUGAUUAACAAGAUACCAGAACUACUAAAGCAAAAACUUUGCAUUACUGGGACUAUUGAUGCUGGUUAGCUGGAGCUAAGAAAUUAGCGGUGAUUAAGAAGAGACCAGCAUCAUUGAGGUGACAUCUUCUGGGAAGUGUUUUCUGAGAGCACAGUGGCUGUGUUCCAGAUAUAGCCAAAGUUGUACCUUGUGCUGUGGCUGGACUUGGUAAUGUGUAAGGGUCAUUCAGGUGGUACUGGUUUUGAAGGCAUGAAGGAGUUGAGCAGAGCAGCUGAGGCUUGGCACUAUGAGAGGCCAUGGAAGGCCAUUGGUGAAAGUCCAGCCUCAGUUGCAAUUGAUGGCCCAGGACUGAAGGGGUCAUGCAGUGUUUUGGAGAUGCCAGUACCAUGAGAUGACCACCAAGAGCAGCAGCAGCAGCAGUGGAGUACAGGCAUCUGGAGCCUAGAGGAUGACACGUGUGCUACAAAGGGCAUGGCUGGAGAAGUGACCCAAGCCCUUGGAGGAGCCCAGAAGAUCGUAAGGUAGAUUACGCACCCUCGUCAACCCCAGCCCCUGGCAACACCGACUCUAUGUUCAUCAUCCUCGGCUGCUUCUGUGGAUUCAUUUUAAUCGGGUUAAUUUUGUGUAUUUCUCUGGCCCUCAGAAGGAGAGUCCAGGAAACAAAGUUUGGGGGAGCAUUCUCUGAGGAGGAUUCCCAACUGGUCGUAAAUUAUAGAGCGAAGAAGUCCUUCUGCCGGCGAGCCAUCGAGCUUACCUUGCAGAGCCUGGGAGUGAGCGAGGAGCUGCAGAAUAAGCUGGAAGAUGUUGUGAUUGACAGAAACCUUCUGGUUCUCGGCAAAGUUCUGGGUGAAGGAGAGUUUGGGUCUGUAAUGGAAGGAAAUUUGAAGCAAGAAGAUGGGACUUCUCAGAAGGUGGCAGUGAAGACCAUGAAGUUGGACAACUUUUCUCAACGGGAGAUCGAGGAGUUUCUCAGCGAAGCAGCAUGCAUGAAAGACUUCAACCACCCAAAUGUCAUCCGACUUCUAGGCGUGUGUAUAGAACUGAGCUCUCAAGGCAUCCCGAAGCCCAUGGUGAUUUUACCCUUCAUGAAAUACGGAGACCUCCACACCUUCCUGUUAUAUUCCCGAUUAAACACAGGACCCAAGUACAUUCACCUGCAGACACUACUGAAGUUCAUGAUGGACAUUGCCCAGGGAAUGGAGUAUCUGAGCAACAGGAAUUUUCUUCAUAGGGAUUUGGCAGCUCGAAACUGCAUGUUGCGGGAUGACAUGACUGUCUGCGUGGCAGACUUUGGCCUCUCAAAGAAGAUUUACAGUGGUGAUUAUUACCGCCAAGGCCGCAUUGCCAAAAUGCCUGUGAAGUGGAUCGCCAUCGAGAGCCUGGCGGACCGAGUCUACACAAGCAAAAGUGACGUGUGGGCUUUUGGCGUGACCAUGUGGGAAAUAACAACACGGGGAAUGACUCCCUAUCCCGGAGUUCAGAACCAUGAGAUGUACGACUACCUUCUCCACGGCCACAGGCUGAAGCAGCCUGAGGACUGCUUGGAUGAACUGUAUGACAUCAUGUACUCUUGCUGGAGUGCUGAUCCCUUGGAUCGACCCACCUUCUCUGUGUUGAGGCUGCAGCUGGAAAAGCUCUCCGAGAGUUUGCCUGAUGCGCAGGACAAAGAAUCCAUCAUCUACAUCAAUACCCAGUUGCUAGAGAGCUGCGAGGGCAUAGCCAAUGGGCCCUCACUCACGGGGCUAGACAUGAACAUUGACCCUGACUCCAUCAUUGCCUCUUGCACACCAGGCGCUGCCGUCAGCGUGGUCACGGCAGAAGUUCACGAGAACAACCUUCGUGAGGAAAGAUACAUCUUGAAUGGGGGCAAUGAGGAAUGGGAAGAUGUGUCCUCCACUCCUUUUGCUGCAGUCACACCUGAAAAGGAUGGUGUCUUACCGGAGGACAGACUCACCAAAAAUGGCGUCUCCUGGUCUCACCAUAGUACACUACCCUUGGGGAGCCCAUCACCAGAUGAACUUUUAUUUGUAGAUGACUCCUUGGAAGACUCUGAAGUUCUGAUGUGAAGCCAGCUGAGAGGAGGCAUGAGAGAACCAAGCAAAUACAGCUUCCUGGGAUCUGGUGGUCUUAGAUACUUUGUUAUUGCUCUGAUAAAACAUCAUGACCAAGGCAAUCUUCAAGAGAAAGUGUUUAACUAGGUUUACUGUUUCAGGGGGUUAGAGUCUAUGAUUGCAGAAGGAAGUUAUGAUGGCAGGAACAGCUGAGUGCUUAUAUCUUUAAGAGCAAGCAGGAGACAGAGAGCACUCUGGGAAAUGGCACCUAUCUUUUGAAACCUCAAAGCCUGCUCCCAGUGACAAAAGUCCUUCAACAGGCCAUACCUCCUAAUCCUUCCCAAACAAUUCCACCAACUGGAGACCAAACAUUCAAAUGUAUGCGCGUAUUGGGGCCAUUCUUAAGCAAACCACUACACUGGUUAUACCUGAGGUUUUGGUACUUGUUUUCCUUACCAAGUAGAGUUCAUGGCCGGACAGCACCAGGUGAAAGCUGUCAAGUCAGGUUUGCAAAUACAUAACCAAGGUCUUGAGAGACAACUUUUUAUAGAGAUUUCUUUUAUACAGUUGCCUGCAACUAAAUCAGAAGGCUCACAACCACCUGUAACUCCAGUUCUAGAAGACUGAUACUCUCUUCUGGCCUCUGAGGGCAUCUGCACACACGAGGCAUACUCUCACGCAGUCAUAUGAAUCAAAAUAAAUCUAAAAAUAAGUAAAUCAAUAGCAAGGCUAGGCGUGUGGCUCAGCAACUCUGUGCUUAACCUGUGAACUGUCCUAUAUUUCAUCCCAAGACCCCAAAGCAGUACAGAAUAAAAAUACAGAGGCGAGGGGAGAUAGCUUAGUUGGUAAAGUCCUUGACUUGUAAGUGUCAGGAUAUGAGUCUGAUCCCCAGAGCCAACAUAGCACAACUUUGAAUGUGAUAGCACACACUUGUGAUCUCAGUGCUGGGGAGGUGGUCUCAGGUGGAUUUCUGAGGCUCACUGGCCAGCUACCCAGGUGAGUUCCAGGCCAAGUAAGGCCUGUCUCAAAAAAAAAAAAAAAAAAAAAGGUGGACAGCACCUGAGGAGUGAUAUUUGAUGCUGUUCUCUGUACACACACACACACACACACACACGAACAUGCAUUCACAAGAAAAAUAUAAAUAAAAUACAUAAUAUAUUUAUUUAAAGAGAGAAUAUAUAUGUAUAUGGUGGAAAGAGCCAAGGAGAUUAUAUUUUAAUAAAAGAUGACUUAUUUCACUGACCUUGCAGAACUCAAAAUGUAUCCCUCAGUGUUAACAUUUGUACAGAAUCAAUGUUGCUUUUUAAAAGUUGUUUUCUUUUCCACAGUAUUAAAUGUAAAAGUGUUUGUUAAGUGAAA